CGCCCCAAUCUCCCCUUGGUUGUUUGUUUUAAGUGAAGAGCGAUCCAUCGCAGAGCGCCGGGCUCGAUUGACACUGUCUGAUGAUCUGCUACUGCGGCUGGCUCAGAAUAACAAGGCUGUUCGCUAAUACCCGUCUAUCAGGGCUUUCGCCAAAACACCGAGCGAAUAGGAUCCAAAAAAGCCAACAAGGCAAGCAAGAACGCCGCGCCGCCGAAGUCCGCACCACAGGAUGGCUUCGGGAGACCUUUACGAGGUGGAGCGGAUCAUGGACAAGCGGCGCAACAAGAAGGGCAAGUGGGAGUACCUGAUCCGGUGGAAGGGUUACGGCAGCAAGGAGGACACCUGGGAGCCCGAGCACCACCUGCUGCACUGUGAGGAGUUCAUCGACGGAUUGCAUCUGCACACCCAACACAAACGACCCAAACCCCCCAAGCUGCCCCCCGGGACGGCUGGGGGACCAGGGAGGCCAGGAGGGCCACCAGGGGGAGUUGGACCACACCUCCUAUCCGCCCGUCCUCCCGCCCCAGACACCCCGAGAGCACGAGCAGAGGCACGUAAGAAGAAAAGGACUAGUGUUAGUCCCGGGGCCGGGGUUAAUCCUGGAGCAGGAGUAAGGGAGGGCAUGGGUUUGGGGGUUGGUACUGGAGCUUCUCAGAAGCAGAAGAAGGUGAGCGGAGGAGGAGGGGGGGGGAAGCAUGUCUCUCCACACAGGAUGACCAAAGCUAUGCCGUACAAGGCUCCUCCGGGGGGACUACAUUUUGUGCCCCCGGUAAGGGCCCCUCAUAACGGACUACAGAAUGGAGAGAUGGACCCUGUCCUGUACAGGGCAGCAGCCAGGACACACAGACUGAACCAUGACACGGUAGAGAGGGUGAUGGGGGGCGUGGAGACCCCCGGGACACCACUGGUCAACGAACUAGGUAAGUGA
This is a messenger RNA of Salvelinus sp. IW2-2015, 928 nucleotides long. The record is from RefSeq and is a predicted model, not a curated record. Lineage: Eukaryota; Metazoa; Chordata; Actinopteri; Salmoniformes; Salmonidae.